AUGACAUCAUCAGCACCAUCAACAGCAACGUGCUUCAGCAAGGUAGUUGCAAACAACAACAACAACAACUUCAACAGCAUCAACAACUACAACAACAACAGCUACAACAACUUCAACAGCAUCAUCAACAACUACAACAACAACAGCAUCAUCAGCAACUACAACAACUUCAACAGCAUCAUCAACAACUACAACAACUUCAACUGCAGCAUCAUCAACAACUACAACAAUAACAACUUCAGCUUCAACAACAACAUCCGAUUUUUUUCCAUACAACACAUGCACCGCUCAAUAGCCAGAAUGGCUAGACAGCAACAAAAUUACAACUACAACAAGUACUACAACUACAGCAACUACAGCAACUUCUGUUACUACCUCAGCCACUGCAAGAGCCGAAACAUCAGCUACAGCAACGACAUGAUCAUGAUUAUGUCCGUGCGGCUUAUUUAUGUCAUGCUAGUAUUCACACACCAUGUUACAGUUGCAUUGUUUUGUAUAUACAGAGAAGACAAAAAAAACAAAAUGAUAGACGGCUAG
Helobdella robusta is the source of this 537-nucleotide messenger RNA. RefSeq lists its product as hypothetical. NCBI's taxonomy places the organism in Eukaryota, Metazoa, Annelida, Clitellata, Rhynchobdellida, Glossiphoniidae. The record is from RefSeq and is a predicted model, not a curated record. Bases 1 to 537 code for a protein of 178 amino acids. The transcript is spliced from 3 exons.